Rotaria sordida is the source of this 1830-nucleotide messenger RNA. Lineage: Eukaryota; Metazoa; Rotifera; Eurotatoria; Philodinida; Philodinidae. The record is from the annotation of a GenBank genome assembly.
AUGACUGACAUUAAUGAUCAAUGUUCAGAUACAAGUUCAGAUUUAAAUUGGCCACUUGAUCAUGCAUUAGAACGACAACAAGAUGAUCGAGUUGUUUUUGAAAAUGUUGCUGAUCAAUAUGUAAAAGGUGCUGAUGUUACAGCUUUUUUUACUAUUAUACAUGAUGUCAAGGUCAACCCAGACGAAGAUCAAAUUGGUUUAUUACGAGUUGGUUGUACAAAUAUUAAAGAAUGUGUAGCAUAUGCUCCUGUACAAUUUAAUCCAUCAACAACAUCAGGUUCAGCUCGUCAUGGUACAGCAACAUUUUCAUCAUCAUCAUUACCUGUAACUGAUGAUGAAUUUUAUCAAUUUUGUUAUAUUAUAAAUAAAACAAAAAAUCUUGGUUCAUCAAUACCAUUUCAAUUAAAUUGUGCAUCCGAUGAUAUUGAUUUAUUAUCAAAUGAACCAAUAAGAAAAACAAAACCUGAUGGUCUUAUUGCAUUAGCUGAUGAUGAUAAUGGUGAUCUUCUUGUUAUACAUACAAGACGAAUGUUAACAGAAGAAAAAUUACGUCAAGAAAAUCGACAAUUAUUAGAUUUCAAUCGUCGAUCAGAAUUACAAAAAGAUGAAUAUAAAGCUAAAUUAGAUUUAUUAGAAAUUAAAUCAAAAGAACAUAAUCAUAAAAUUUAUAAUGAAAUGCAAACAUUGAUUGCAUCACAUAAAACAGCCAUUGAUGAAUUAUCAUCACGACAACAAUUAGAAUCAAAAUUACGUACUGAAUAUGAUGCAUGUCGUUCAUUAUGUAAUCAAUAUCAAGCUGAAUCUUUACAAUAUGCUGAACGUUGUCGUACACUUGAAGAUUCUCAUGGUAAAACUCUAAAUGAAACAAAUCAAAUUCGUUCACAAUUAGCUAUAACAUCACAAUUAACAAAAGAUCAAGCAACACAAAUUAUUGAUUUAGAACGUCGUUUAAUGCAAUCAAAUGAAUUAACAAAAACAUCAAAUCAACGUCAAACAUUACUUGAACAACAAAUACGUGAUUUUCGUUUAACAGCAGAAAAAAAUCAAGUAUUAAUUCAAACACAUAUUGAUACAUAUUCAAAACAAUCGACUCAAAAAGAUGAUGAAAUCAAUGCAUUAAAAACAACUAAUAAUUUAUUACAAGAAGAAAUAAAUUCUUUAAAAAUUAACAAUGAAUCUUUAUCAUUAGUAUCUAAACAAGAUAAUGAAUUAACACAAACAUUACAAAAUGAAUUAGAUCAAUUAUAUGAACAACGUCGUAUAGAGAAUGAAUUAACACAAAAUGAAAUUGAAUCAUUAAAAAGUCGAUUAAAUGAAAUGAGUUCAUGCCAACAAGCUUAUAUGACAUUAAAAACUUCAUUUACCGAAAUUGAAAAACGUUGUGUUAAACAUCAAAAAAGUGAAAUUGAAGUUAAACGACAAUUAACUGUUUACAAAGAUUUCAUUAAUGAUUUACAACACGAAAUUCAAGGUUUAACUGAACGAUUAUCAGCUGGUGCUGAAGAAUAUAAAACAUUGUACCGAAAAUAUACUGCACUUGAACAUAAUAUGGAAAUGAAUUAUUCACAAGAAAAAUCAACAACAAAAAAUUUAAUAGACGAAUCUGUUCAUAAUGAAGAAAUAAUAGAAUCAAUUCUUCGUGAUGGAUAUGAACCUCAACAAGCGAAAAAAGAAGAUCAAAAUGAUCAAGAAAAUGAAAAUACAUCAUUACAAAGAACAUUUGAUGAUGCUGAUGGUGAAAUAAGUAAAUGUCCAAUGUGUUUUUGGGAAUUUCCACCACAUAUGACACUCGAUGGAAAGAACGAACAUAUUGAACACCAUUUUACAUAA